UUUACACUAGAAGUACGCGAACUUACAAAGUAAAGUGUAUACAACCGGAUGAGCAUGACACAUCCCCCUGAUUUAAACUGAGAGAGGAGACUUAAAAUUCUGUUCUAUCUCCCCAAAUUCUCAAUUUCGCAAUUGCAGUGAAGCAUGUAUCAUCCUUCAAGAGGAGGUGUUCGUGGUGGCAGAGAUCAGUUUAAAUGGGAUGACGUGAAGGUCGACAAGCAUCGUGAGAACUAUCUUGGUCAUAGUAUCAAGGCCCCAGUUGGGAGAUGGCAGAAAGGCAAAGACCUACACUGGUAUGCCAAGGACAAGAAAUCCCAGGAGGCAGAUAUGGAAGCUGCAAAAGCCGAGAUACAAAGGAUCAAAGAAGAAGAAGAACAGGCAAUGCGUGAGGCUCUUGGUUUAGCCCCUAAGCGUAGUAAUAGACCUCAGGGUAACCGAUUAGACAAGCAUGAAUUCUCCGAGCUCGUGAAGAGAGGGUCUACUGCAGAAGAUUUGGGUGCUGGUCAUGCUGAAGCAGCUCAGGUUCAAGGUCUUGGCUUUGCAAGACCUCCAAAAGGCACUUUGGAAGAGUCAAGCUCUCUUCCACCCAGUCAAAAAGUGGUUCCCACUGAAGUGGUGAAUGAAACAAUGCAAAAACCACCUGCCCAAGAAAGUGAAGAUGAAGAUGAAAGCCGAAAGAAAAGGAAACGAGAAGAGAAGAGACAAGAAAAGCACGAGAGGAGACAUGAAAGACACGAGAAAAGACAUGAUAAACAUGAGAAAAGACACGAUAAACAUGAGAAGCGAAGGUCUCGUGAUUCCGAUGACAAAAACAGUUACAGAGGAGACAAGGAAAAGAGGAGGAGGCAUGAUUCUGACUGAUAAGAAAUUGUACCAAUCUCCUCCACCCAGUUCACCACUGUAUUGUUCAUGUCAUUCUGUCUUCUUCAAGAAUCUUCCAAUUGUUGAUCUGAACUAAAUUUUCGAAUCUGUUCCUGUACUCCUCAAAGUUUAGGUCUUGUUUAACAAUCCAAAUUGGGGGAGUCUGAAGCCAUGUUCUGGUUCACAACUUUGCUCUGUAAGUUUGUUUACACAAGAACAUAAGCAAAAUAUCGACUUUGUAUAGUAGGUUGAUCAUUUAUGACAUUUGAAAAUUUUGGGAGACCUA
Molecule: messenger RNA, 1147 nt
Organism: Papaver somniferum (opium poppy)
Lineage: Eukaryota; Viridiplantae; Streptophyta; Magnoliopsida; Ranunculales; Papaveraceae
Product: multiple myeloma tumor-associated protein 2 homolog
Exons: 4
Coding region: 145-861 (238 amino acids)
Source: RefSeq, a predicted model, not a curated record